Condylura cristata (star-nosed mole) is the source of this 4844-nucleotide messenger RNA. It is a transcript of the gene ANTXR2, whose product is annotated as anthrax toxin receptor 2. The transcript has 17 exons. The record is from RefSeq and is a predicted model, not a curated record. Gene Ontology annotation, molecular function: signaling receptor activity. The coding region runs from base 83 to 1546 and encodes 487 amino acids. Gene Ontology annotation, cellular component: membrane. NCBI's taxonomy places the organism in Eukaryota, Metazoa, Chordata, Mammalia, Eulipotyphla, Talpidae.
UGACUUUUACCACUUAGGUGCACCCUUUAUCUGGAGCCGAGGGUCUGCAGGCAGGAGGGCGUCUCAGGCCCCUGACCACAGGAUGGUGGCGGGGCUGUCGCUGGCCUGCAGUCCCGGGAGCUGGCUGGUCCCCGGGCUCUGGCUCCUGGCGCUGAGCGGUUUUGGAGGUCUCGUGGGCACCGAGGAGCAACCUUCCUGCAGAGGAGCCUUUGAUCUCUACUUCGUCUUGGACAAGUCUGGAAGUGUGGCAAAUAACUGGAUUGAAAUUUAUGAUUUUGUCCAGCAACUUACAGAGAGAUUUGUAAGCCCUCAAAUGAGAUUAUCUUUCAUUGUGUUUUCUUCUCAAGCAAACAUUAUUUUGCCAUUAACUGGAGACAGACGCAAUAUUGACAUAGGCUUGGAGGAUUUAAAAAAUGUGAAGCCAGCAGGAGAGACAUACAUCCAUGAAGGACUAAAGCUAGCAAAUGAACAAAUUCAGAAAGCAGGAGCUUUUAAAACCUCCAGUAUCAUAAUUGCUCUGACAGAUGGUAAGCUGGAUGGUCUGGUGCCAAAAUAUGCAGAAAAAGAGGCAAAGUUAUCCAGGUCACUUGGGGCUAGAGUGUAUUGUGUUGGUGUUCUUGACUUUGAGCAAGCUCAGCUGGAAAGAAUUGCUGAUUCCAAGGAGCAAGUUUUUCCUGUUACAGGCGGAUUUCAAGCUCUUAAAGGAAUAAUCAACUCUAUACUAGCUCAGUCAUGCACUGAAAUCCUGGAAUUACGGCCCUCAAGUGUUUGUGUAGGGGAGGAAUUUCAGAUUGUUUUGAAUGGAAGAGGAUUUGUCUUGGGCAGUCGGAGUGGCAGUGUCCUCUGUACUUAUACUGUUAAUGAAACAUACACAACAAGUGUACAGCCAGUCAGUGUGGAGCUAAAUUAUAUGCUUUGCCCUGCGCCUGCCCUUAAUAAAGUAGGAGAGACUCUUGAUGUUUCAGUAAGCUUUAAUGGAGGGAAAUCUGUCCUCUCCAGCUCGUUAAUAGUCACAGCUACAAAAUGUUCUAAUGGGAUUGGAGCCCUCAUUGCUAUUUUGGUGCUGUUGCUGCUGUCGGGUGUUGGUUUGAUGUGGUGGUUCUGGCCCCUUUGCUGCAAAGUGGUUAUCAAGGAUCCUCCUCCACCACCACCUCCUGCACCAAAAGAGGAGGAAGAAGAAUCUUUACCUACUAAGAAAUGGCCAACUGUGGAUGCUUCCUAUUAUGGUGGCCGAGGAGUAGGGGGAAUCAAAAGAAUGGAGGUUCGUUGGGGUGAUAAAGGGUCUACUGAGGAAGGUGCAAGACUGGAGAAAGCCAAAAAUGCUGUGGUAACAAUUCCUGAAGAACCAGAGGUACCUGUCAGGCCUAAACCACCUCGACCCAGACCCAUACAGCCUCCUCAGACGAAGUGGUACACACCAAUUAAGGGUCGUCUUGACGCACUCUGGGCUUUGUUGCGGCGACAGUAUGACCGGGUUUCCUUGAUGAGGCCUCAGCAAGGGGAUGAGGGUCGAUGCAUAAACUUCUCCCGAGUUCCAUCUCAGUAAAAGGAAAGCUAAAAUAUUGGGAAAGUAUGAAGAUUGUCCAUCUAUACAGUGCUAAUUUCUAACCCAAUAACAACAACAAAAACAAGUGUAUUUCAGAAGUUUUGGGAAGAGCAGCUUUCCUCCUUCCAGUCAGGAAAUGUUUUCUGUGCCUUCUGCUUUGCUUACACCAAACAUUUUCAAACACUUGUUCUGCCAUCUACAUGGGAGUUUAUGAAACCUGGUAGUAUGAAUCAUGAGAUAUCAUGAUUCAUAACACUGGAAAAAAAGAAGGUUAAUCCACAUGCUACAGUUUAUACAGAAAGUUAGUCUGAAUGUGUAGAAGGACAAAAGCAUUGAAGAUGGACAGCAUGGAGAUGCAAAAUGGACCUCAAAAAGCAACUAGCCACAAUUGAUUGGUCCUGGAGAAGGGAGUGUUUACCAUGGGAACGUGGCACUUGUGUUUUCACAUGGCAAGAUUGUUAGCCACAGGCUGAGCAUGAGCUUUCCCGCCAGGCUAAGCAUCAGAUAAAGGAGUCCACUGCCUUAUAACUAUGUCAAAUCACAAAAUCCUUCACAGUUUGCCUUAUGGGAAGUUUCUGACUAGAAAAUUUUGUCAUUGUAACACUAAAAAGUGCACGCGCAUGACAAAAUGUAGGCACGAUGCCUCAAGGAAUUGGUAGCAAGCACGAUUUUGCCCUUUAGUUUUUGAAGACACCUUUCUUUCAUUAUGCACUCGGGAAAAGAAGAAAAUUAAUAGAGCGUUAUUCUACUGGAAGAUAGCCUCUAACCAGAGAUCUUGAGUGGAGCUAAUGGGACUCAUGAUUUGAGAACUUACCCCGUAAUUGGUAGAUUUACCCUUCUUUCUAUGUUUAUGAUUUAGUAGUGCAUAAAGCAUUAAUAUCUAUAAACAUACCUAGGAGUUUGUUUGGCUUUUAAUUUAAAGGAAGCAGUAACUACAAAGCUUCCGCUCAGGGUUUUUUCUUGCUCCAAGUCUCCAAGGGCUCUUCAGCGUCACAAGCCAGCAACUCUCUUUGCAUGAAAAUUUCAAAGUUUAAUUAAUAUAAUUAAAGGCAACAGCAAGCAGCAGCCUGUGAAGAUUUUGCUCAUCUUUUUUAUGCCUUUUGACAUUGAAUGACCUAUCACUGUAUGUGCAAUUCUUGGAUUUUGAGGGGUGCUCUACCUCCACCUUGGUUAAGAUUAGGUAGAGAGAAAAGAAAGACUUCCUCUCAUCGAUUUAUAAAUUAAAUUUUCAGGAGAGUUGGCCACCACAAAACAUCGAAAUUGUAUGUAUUGGCAUUCUUUUUUAGAAAAACCACUGUGUCACGUCGACAAUACCAAAUUAUGUUAGCGUGAGCAGAAACACUGGGGGGAGGAAGAAGGCAGCAGCUGAAGAAAAGGCUCAAAUGAUCUAGUCACUUUCGAUACUGUACUUCAGAUGCGAAAUGGAUAUUCGUCUCGAAACCUGACAAAGCGCGCCUGCUUUGAUGUGAACUGGUAUAGACAAUGACCAGUGGCUGGGUCAGUGCGAUGUCUCUCUGCGAGCACAAAGGCUUAUCAAAUGACACUAAAAAUAAGUUCAACAACCAUCACAUUGGAAGGGAGAAGGCGAACAAUUCACGUUUGGUGGGCAUCUGAGUGCACAAGAUGGAAAGAACGAUUUGGAGCAUCCCAGUAUAAAUUACUCCCAUUGUGCUCUUAAUGGAAAUUUCAAAGCAUGGGAGUGAUUCUGUUGGUUGGUGUCCAGAUAUGUGGCACUGCUCUGAGAAGGCUUACAAACACAUACACACAUGCGCACCACGUGUGUGCGUGUGCACACACACACAAACACACACACACUCUCUCUCUCCUCUAGCUCAGAUCUUUUGCUAAAGUUUAUUUAUGUCACUGGCUGGCUGGAUCCAAAGUCAUGUGUCUGCAUAUUCAUAAAUAAAAUUUUACCUGUAUCUUUGCUACCAUUUUCUUUAUUCCCACAUAAACUGAAGACUUGUUUGGUUGAAUGUAUAAUUGUCCUGGUUACUCACAACAAUAGAAUUAUAUUUACUUCCACAAAUCUGUUAUGUUCACAAAUAAUGGUCUUGGUAAUAAUGAUCCACGAGUGUGCAAGUGUGAUGUGGAAACUUGAUAUAUACUCAAUGUGCUUUGUAGACCUUGUUCUACAUUUGCAUCUAGGAUAGGUUUUAUUGCUGUUUUCUUAAGUUGGUAAUUCAUUUCUGAUUAGUGCAUAUUGCUAAAUGGGGUUUUUAAAACUACCCUGAAUUUGCUAUUAUCACAUGGCAUUUGUAUGGCAUUUAUAUUUUUGUCAUGUGAGCAGUGUAGACCUUUGCCCUUACAUACUAAAAUAACUUUCUCUGGAUUAUAUGGAAAUGGUCCCCUGUUUUAAAACCACUAUCAAGAAUUCUCACUGAAGAGGGGGAAGUAGUCUAUAUGUAGCCUAAAUUGUGUCAUCCAUACAGUUUAAAGACAUGGAACUUCAUUGCACUUAAAGAUAUGAACCAGACCUGUUUCUGAUUUUAUUAAAUUUUGAGAAUAAAACGAGAAUGAUUGUUCUUAAUGACUAUUGUUUUCUCACAAAAGAACUAAAUUAAAAUGCUCUACAUCUUUCAAGCAGAAAGAGAAAAGGCUAGAAUAAAGACACUUCUGUAAAUUUGAUGCCAUUUUAAUUUAUAUAGAGAAAUAGAUCUUGUUUAAUUUUCUGGACAUGUCAGUCAAGAUCUACUUUCUGUAUAUAAUAAGUCUAUUGCAACACAUAAUCCAUUUGUGUUGCAUAAGGUUGCAAAAACAAUUAAGUGGGAAAUGACUCCUAACUUAUGUGUCUACUCUGCUUAGAAAGAAAGUUUUGAAGGCAUCUAUAUAUAUUUCAUAACAAUGUCUGUUCUUUAUGGAUUUGAUCCAUAAAUAUUUAUCUAUCUGAAAACUUUGAUACUUGGAAUGUUUUCCUUAAAGCAUUUGGUGCUCCAAGAAAAAACAUUUGGUGCUAAGAGUUGCAGCACUGAUGCCUUUCCCCAAGUUAAUUCUAUUUUAAAAAUUUAUAUUUCCUUCCCAAUGAGAUGCAGAGUAAAAUUUGAGACCCUUCAUUAACUAGGAAGCAGCAUCUGUCAUCUACGGAUAAUUACUAUUUUGACAAAAAAAUAUAUAAGGUUUAAAUCUCCUAUAUUUCUAAUUAUAGAGAAAGAAAUAUAUUGUUUAUAUUUCCUUUAAAUUUUAUUCAAACCAUUUAUAAUCAUAAAUUAUCCAGUAUUCAUUUUCCUAAUAAAUCCUACUGUAUAUAAAAUCUGGGAUUCUGUGAAUUUAACUUUAUAAUCUAAUACCAUUAACUAUU